Molecule: messenger RNA, 3405 nt
Organism: Ogataea angusta
Lineage: Eukaryota; Fungi; Ascomycota; Pichiomycetes; Pichiales; Pichiaceae
Exons: 1
Coding region: 1-3405 (1134 amino acids)
Biological process (GO): rRNA processing; tRNA export from nucleus
Cellular component (GO): CURI complex; UTP-C complex; small-subunit processome
Source: RefSeq, a predicted model, not a curated record
AUGGUUAAAAGAGACAGAGAGCCAGAAUCGGGCGUCAAUGACACUGAGCAGGGUCCUGCGGCCGUUGAGGUGAACCACAGACCUCACAAGAAGGCCCAGCUGACCUCACAGGAUGUCCAGAUCGCCCGAGAAACGGCUGAACUGUUCAAGUCCAACAUCUUCAAGCUCCAGAUCGACGAGCUUGUGAAGGAACUACGUCUCAAGGACUCGCACUGUAAGCUGAUUGAGCGUGUUCUUCAUCGACUGUAUGAGAUUAUUCAGGAUAUUUCUGCUUCAGAGGCAUUUUCUCUAGAGGAAGCUGAGAAUUACUUUGAAAAGUCGAAGAACAAGGUUGCAAUACCAUUCCCUGAUCCCAAGCCUACCUCAAUCAACUACAAGCUGCAGUACAAUGCUCCCACAGACGUCUCAUUGGUUGGAUCGUUUGGCCUGAAGACCGGCAUCCAGCAGCCGGAUGGCAUGGCAGUGGAUGUUUCUCUGACCAUGCCUAAAUCCAUGUUCCAGCCAAAAGAUUAUCUAAACUACAAAGCUCUCUACAAGAGAGCUUUUUACAUCGCUUACCUUGCAGACCAGCUAAUCACACUCACGGCGAAAAAUCACCUGCCAGUUAGAAUCUCCUACGAGUACGUCAAUGGAGACAAGUUGUGUCCAAGCAUCAGAAUAGACAGUGUUACGCCAGACAAAGUUCACGACAACGACCUACUUUUCGAGGACACAAAUUUCAGAGUCAGACUUCUGGUCGGAUUCGAGUACGGGCUGUUUGAAAGCAAAAAACUCCUUCCAGACAGAAACUGCGUUCGCAUUCAAACCGACGACGAGCUUCCUCCAACGCCUCUAUACAACUCCUCCAUUCUGUCGUCCACAACCUACAAAUACUAUCUCAAGUAUCUGUACGCUACAAAGAAAACCACAACCUCUUUUAGAGAUGCGACGGUGCUGGGAAAGCUGUGGCUCAGACAACGCGGGCUCGGCUCCCAUUUUAAUAAGGGCGGCUUUGGACAUUUUGAGUUUGCCGUGCUGAUGGCUGCACUGUUGGCGGGAGGUGGUGAGAAUGGGAACAAGGUGUUGCUCCAUGGAUACUCCAGCUACCAGCUGUUCAAAGGUACGAUCAAGUAUUUAGCCACCCAAGACCUGGUGGACGACGGAUACCUCUCAUUUAGCUCUGUUGUUGGCGAUAAUGGCUCAGUCUACAAGAAAGGCGGAUUCAACGUCCCAACUCUGUUCGACAAGACCACCAAAAUCAACAUUUUCUGGAAAAUGACUGCUUCUUCCUACCAAGUGUUGAAGAAGCAGGCAGCUGAGACUCUGGACCUUUUGAACGACGUUGUGCAGGACCGUUUCAAACAAACAUUCAUCUACAAAAAUACACAGAAGCACUUGCAAUACGACAUGCUUGUGUCAGUUCCGUUAAAAGAUCUGAACCAACACGAAAAAUUCGGCCCUAUAGAGAAAAUCACUUUCUUGACAUACGAAAACUUUGUGUGCAGCAAAGUCCACAAGCUGGUUUUGCGUGCAAUGGCCGAACGAGCAUCCCAUGUCGUCGUUAGACUUUCCAGCACUGACGACAAAUGGAGCGUACAAAAGAGACGUCCUGACACCCAGGAUAAACAGGUCGAGAUCGGACUGUAUUUGAAUGCCAUUGAGUGCGAAAAGAAAAUCACCAAGGGUCCUCUCCAUAACGAUGAGGAAAACGCCAUUCGCUUCCGUUCUUUCUGGGGCGCAAAAGCUCAAGUCAGAAAAUAUAAAGAUGGAAACAUACAGUAUAGUUGUCUGUGGCCAGCCAACGAGCUCACGGUGGUAUCCAUCCUGAAAUACAUAUUCGAGCUCCAUAUCAAUUCCAGCGCAAGACUCGAAUUCAUCACAGACAGAUUCUGGAAGAUGCUGCCUGUGCCACUGACGUCCAACUCGAUGCAACUAAUUCCGUCCAAUUUCCAGCAGCUGAAAAAUUCGUAUUCCGAGCUGUGCAAAGUGCUGAAUAAAAUAGAUCUCCCGCUGAGCGUCAAAUCCAUUCUGCCAGCUUCCCCUGCUCUGCGAAACACGUCGCUAAUACUGCCCGUUCCUCAUGCCGUGUCGAACCCAGACUUCUUCAACGAGUCGAUUCUCCAAUUCGAAUCAUCGACAAAGUGGCCGGACGAGCUGCUUGCUCUCGAGCAGACAAAAACAGCGUUCCUCUUAAAGAUCAACGACUACCUCGCUAAAAACACAAACUACAAGUCCUACCUGGAAGAGGAUCGCACGUCUGUUCCUUACAACACCGAAAUCAAAGUGCUCCGUGUGCUUACACCAGACGGCUACGGAUUUAGCUUCCGUGUUCUGACAGAACGUGACGAAGUGCUGUAUCUUCGUGCUAUCGAGAACGCUCCCGAAAAACAACGCAAGACCGUCGCAGAUAUUUAUCUGGCAUUCAAUCAGAAGUAUAUGGGCUCAGUCAAACACCACCGGGCUAUUGCCUCUCUGAGUACGUACUUCCCAUUUUAUUCUGCGACAGUGCGUCUUUUCAAGCGCUGGCUCGACGCCCAGCUUCUUCUGUCUCAUUUCAACGACGAGCUUGUGGAGCUUUUGGUGAUGAAGGUGUUUGUGGACCCUGCUCCAUACUCUGUUCCUGCCAGCGUCGAGGCUGGCUUUCUUCGCACAUUACAGUUUCUAAGCCAAUGGAACUGGAAGGACGACCCGCUGGUUCUUGAUCUUGCUAAAGAUCUUGAGAAAAGCGGAAAUUACAUUGACCUCGUCUCAGAAAGAUUGACCGUCCAGGCUUACCAGUCCAUUACCGGGAAUUUCAGCAAACUGCGCAAAGAGGACCCACAGGCUAUCAAGACACAGUUAUUCGUUGCCUCCAAGGAAGACCCAUCUGGAAAACUGUGGUCAUUUGGGCUUUCUUUGCCUAUUGCGACAAGAUUGACUGCGCUCAGUAAGGCUGCGGUGGCUGCCGUCAGCAAGACGCUUAAUCAGAAAACUUUGAAACUCAUAUUCACUCCAGCACUUAAAGAUUAUGAUAUCGUGCUGAAGAUCAAAACGCCUACCGAGCUUGCCUCGAAGUCUGGGAUCUUGCCAGAAAACAAGUUCAAGAAUUUGGUGGCUACGUCGUUGGUGGCCUCCGACGACGUUUCUUCGGAGCAGGAUCCUGUUCCUGCGUUCUGUGACGAGUUGAGGGCUCGUUUCAGUAACGUGAUGCUCAUCUCGUGCGGGAAGUACACCGGACUGGGCAAAGAGGGCCGUUGCAACGUUGUUGCGGCGAUCCUGAACCCAGUAAUCGCCAACUCCAAGAAGAAGUUCCGGGUCAACGUUGGCUACGACGUUGAACCUACCGAUGAUGAGCAGCUAAAGCUUAAUAAGUGUUCUCUGCUCAGUCAAAUCUCGCUCUUGGGCGGUGAUUUAAUUGAGACUGUGGACUUAAAUAGGUGGGAAUAA